GGAUGCGGGGGACCAGAGGGCUCGCGGUUUGUUUGGGUUGUGGGCGGUGCGCGCACAGCCCGGGAAAAGCGGGAAAUGGCGGCGCCGAGCGCAGGCCCCCGGUCCGCCCUCCCGCAAAAGGGGCUGGUGACCGCUGAUAGGGGGCGCAGGAUACUGGGAGUGUAUGGCAUGCAUCCUGACCAUCAGGAAGCUCUCAAAAAGAACCGAGUGGUGCUGGCCAAACAGCUGUUGCUGAGCGAACUGUUAGAACAUCUCCUGGAGAAGGACAUUAUCACCUUGGAAAUGAGGGAGCACAUUCAGGCCAAGGUGUGCAGUUUCAGCCAGAAUGUGGAACUCCUCAACUUGCUGCCCAAGAGGGGCCCCCAGGCUUUUGAUGCCUUCUGUGUGGCCCUGAGGGAGACCAAGCAGGGUCACCUGGAGGACCUGUUGCUCACAACCCUGGCUGGUCUUCAGCACAUACCCCCACCGGUAUGGAGCCCUAGACACGUGUUGCGCUGCGACUACCACUUGCGUCUCCCUUUCCCGGUGUGUGAGUCCUGCCCCCCCCGCAAGCAGCGCCGCCUGUCCCCAGAUACAGUGGAACACUCCCUAGACCAUGGAGAUGGGCCUCCCAGCCUUCAGGUGAAGUCUUGCACUCCUGAGUUUUAUCAAGCGCACUACCAGCUGGCCUAUAGGUUGCAGUCUCGGCCUCGUGGCCUGGCACUGGUGCUGAGCAACGUGCACUUCACUGGCGAGAAAGACUUGGAAUUCCGCUCUGGAGGGGAUGUGGACCACAGCACUCUAGUCACCCUCUUCAAGCUCUUGGGCUACAAAGUUCAUGUUCUUCUUGACCAGACUGCACAGGAAAUGCAAGAGAAGCUCCGGGAUUUUGCCCAGCUACCCGCUCACCGUGUCAUGGACUCCUGCAUAGUGGCACUCCUCUCCCACGGCAUGGAGGGCGGUGUCUAUGGCGUGGACGGCACGCUGCUUCAGCUACAAGAGGUUUUCCGGCUGUUUGACAAUGCCAACUGCCCGAGCCUACAGAACAAACCGAAAAUGUUCUUCAUCCAGGCCUGCCGUGGAGAUGAGACGGAUCGUGGGGUCGACCAGCAAGACGGGAAGAACCAUGAGCGAUCCCCCGAGUGCGAGGAGAGCGAUGCCAGUAAAGAGGAGGGGCUGAAGAUGCGACUGCCCACUCGCUCGGACAUGAUUUGUGGCUACGCCUGCCUCAGAGGGACCGCUGCCAUGCGCAACACCAAGCGGGGCUCCUGGUACGUGGAGGCCCUCACUCAGGUGUUCUGUGAGAGGGCGUGUGACAAGCAUGUGGCCGACAUGCUCGUGGAGGUGAACGCGCUCAUCAAGGAGCGUGAAGGCUACGCCCCGGGCACGGAGUUCCACCGAUGCAAGGAGAUGUCCGAGUACUGUAGCACUCUGUGCCGCCACCUCUAUCUCUUCCCGGGACACCCUCCCACGUGAUGCCACCUCCCAUCACCUGGGCCACAUGGAGGCCGCUGGACCACGGGAGGUGUGAUAGAGCCUCCUGUCUCUAGGACGCACGGUUUCUGUCCCUCCCCCUCAGGGAUUGGGAAUAUCCCAGGCUCAUUUCACACGCCCAUCGUCUCCAUCUUUCACCUGGGACUACAGGCCGGCUACUCCCAUGGGAGGCUCUCUCCCUGUGGAACCAGCUCCGGCUGGACUUGUUGCCUGGAGCGUUUGGCCUCAGUUGAGGGACCUGGCAAGUGAUGUUACGAACAUAGUGUCUCGAUGGGUGGGGAGAGGACGUGUGGGUUUCCUCCAUGUUGUGUUCAGUUUCUGCCCCCAGGGCUCUUGUAGGAAGCGUUUGGUGAUUGCUUUUAUUACUUUAGUUGAGAUGUCUCAGAGGUCAUCUCCCAUCUUUUCUGUCACAUCCCAGCCCCAUUUGUCUCAGAGUGAGUUUGGAAGGUGUCCUGGUUUAACAUAGACCUUUUUCAUUUGGUUUCAAAAGGCCAAGCAGGACAGCAGUCACUCUCUGCUGCUGUGGGUGGGCCCGUACCUGUGCAUUCAUUCCCUUUGGUUCCAGAAUGUCACCCCCCGGAAGGACUGUCUUCUCAACUCCACUCUUGGCUCCUUGGGGCUCAGGGAAUCCAGCGUUCAGCAGAGGUUAGGGUUUGGAUGCCUUGUAUCUGUUGCCUGUUGAUCUUUGCCCACGGAAGUUUCAAAGAUCUUUUAAUUGGUUGUCCUUUCUCCGAGCUUUGUACCUGAAAUGAGCCCUGCAGGGAGUGUCAACAGAGGCAGAUAAGAGUGGUAUGCUUGUUCAUACUCUGUAAUCUGUCACCUUAUCCUCGUUUUUCUUCCUAUGAAGUGUCCCCUCUAUAAAAGCUUCCUAGUUAUCUCCCUGCUUCCUGUUUCUCCCCUCUUCACCUUCGUCUCAUCCUGUUUACUGCUGCCACCAGCUCUGUCUAAAAUACUGCUUAAUUGGAUCAUUUGGCUGCUCAAGGAUGUGAUGUAGUACCUUGUUCCCUCUUUCUGCUUCAGUAUUAAA
Aethalodelphis obliquidens (Pacific white-sided dolphin) is the source of this 2500-nucleotide messenger RNA. It is a transcript of the gene CASP2, whose product is annotated as caspase 2. Gene Ontology annotation, molecular function: cysteine-type endopeptidase activity. Bases 76 to 1455 code for a protein of 459 amino acids. The record is from RefSeq and is a predicted model, not a curated record. The transcript has 11 exons. NCBI's taxonomy places the organism in Eukaryota, Metazoa, Chordata, Mammalia, Artiodactyla, Delphinidae. Gene Ontology annotation, biological process: proteolysis; regulation of apoptotic process.